Messenger RNA from Adelges cooleyi (spruce gall adelgid), 1867 nucleotides. RefSeq names its product zinc finger protein 809-like. Gene Ontology annotation, cellular component: nucleus. Gene Ontology annotation, biological process: regulation of transcription by RNA polymerase II. The record is from RefSeq and is a predicted model, not a curated record. The transcript has 4 exons. The coding region runs from base 215 to 973 and encodes 252 amino acids. Lineage: Eukaryota; Metazoa; Arthropoda; Insecta; Hemiptera; Adelgidae. Gene Ontology annotation, molecular function: protein binding.
AACCCGUUUCGGUGUAACACACCAAAGCAUAUAGACGUGCCCCCCUAGGCUUAUCACUAAUACUGGUUCGAGUUCUUCAACUUCUCCCCUUCAUGAACUUCUCUCGAGUUCUCCACCAAUCUAAGAGACAAUUUUGGAAAACCACGAGAGUCCAGAACCAGUCAUCACUAUAGCUGAAGUGCCUUAUUUUUUUUUGGAAGUGUUAAUUCAAUUUAUGUACUCUGGUUGCGCAGCUACUUCGUCAAAGGAAGAUAUGACUUAUGUUCUUAAUCUGGGAAUCAAUCUACAAGUGAAAAAGAUGUCUACGAUUGAUCAUGUUACUAUGAAUGUCAUACAGUAUAUUAAGAAAUCUAAAAAUGAAAAUGACCAUUCUGUAAUUGAUAAAAAUUUAAAUGUUGAAGAAUAUCAUACUGAUCUAGAUGAAAACACUCACUUUGUUGAACAAGACAUUGACUUGAAACAAGAAAGACCAUGUAAGAUCCAAAGAAUAAUUAAAGAAGAAUGCAAACAAUCGACUAUUUCUAGUAUUGAAAAUAGUAUAAAACGUGAAUCUAGUGAAUAUUAUAAUUCUACCAAUACUUUGAUUUGUACAAAUUUCAAUUACAUGAAGAUGACAACUGAUAGUAAUGAAGAUAGCAUGGAGGCAAUUGGCAUGAAAAACACGAAGGACAAAACUGUUAAUGAUUUGGUAACAAACAAUUCUAGUAAGUUUCAAAUCACUAACAGGCGAGUUUCGGUUGGAGUUUUCAGUUGUGAUGUUUGUCAUCGUACAUACACUGCCAAGCCCGGGCUCAACCAACACAAGAAGUUUGAGUGCCAGCUUAAGCCCACUUUUCGUUGUUCUUAUUGUUUAAAAAUGUUUUUCCGAAAAAGUUCAUUAAAUCGUCAUUACGUUAGUGUUCAUAAAAUCCUCAUGUUUCCCACUAAAUCGAAACAAUUGUUAAAAAAAAUUGAUACUUAUAAUAACGCUUGAGUUAUUUUAUUAUUAAUUAUUUUAUGUUAUCUUAUUUAUAUUUUGUAUUUAUCGGAAAAGCGUUUUAAUUUGACUAUUGUUAACAAUUUGAAUCUAGUCCUUUUUUUUUGUAUAGACAUUUUUCUAUGUUAUUUAUUUAUCUUCGCUGUGAUAUUUUGUGAUAAACAAUAUUUUGAAUUGUAAAAAAAAAACUUGUUCACACUGUAUGUAUUCUUGAAUGUCUUUUUUACUGUUGCAAUUUAUAUAUAUAUAUAUAUAUUUUUUAUAUUAUGUUCAAACUAUAAUAAUAAUAAUAACAAUUUUGUUUGUAAUGCAACAGCACACUUUUCCACUGUAAUAAUUUGUGAUAUAUACUUUUUUAUAAUCAAUUCAAGAAAAAUAUCUCUGUAAACAGAUUAUUCGAAUUUGUGGAAAAGGGAAUUAAAUAUAAAAAUAAUUUCUAGUCAAUAAUGUUUUUAUUUAUACAUAUAUAUAUUAGAUACAUUUAGAUUAUAGUUUAAUAUAGGUACAUCUAUAAGUACUCAUCUAGGUACAAUACAAGUGGUAUGUGAAGACGACUACACAGUGUGACAGUGCAUUGCUGUCUAAACGUCAGGUUUUUAAAAAAGAGUUAGUACGGUGCAACGCAGUUCAGUAAUUAGCCUCUUUGUUGCUUAGAACUAUAUAUUAUUUAACUAUCAUAUAGAUAUAAAAUCUAUUUAUUAUAUCUUUACUAUAUAAAUUAUAAUUACAACAACUUAUUAAGAUAUUAUUAUUAUUAACACAACUUGAAAACUGUACUCAGCUAAUGGACUGAUGACCCGAACUUCUUGAUAUUUAUUUGCUUAGCUUUUAUACAACUUGUCGUUAAAAUAAUUAUUUUAAACACAAAAGGUAACCACAGUUAACGUUUAU